This is a messenger RNA of Polypterus senegalus (gray bichir), 3875 nucleotides long. RefSeq names its product T cell activation inhibitor, mitochondrial (gene tcaim). Gene Ontology annotation, cellular component: mitochondrion. Bases 308 to 1750 code for a protein of 480 amino acids. Lineage: Eukaryota; Metazoa; Chordata; Cladistia; Polypteriformes; Polypteridae. The record is from RefSeq and is a predicted model, not a curated record. The transcript is spliced from 10 exons.
UUAUCGAUUGUUUACCUCUGGCAGAUGGAGUGACGCGCGAGUAGCUGGCGGGUGAAAUUCCCAAAUGGGCAUUGCGCGUCCACCUUCCAGAAGUGCCAGGUGACCGACGAGCGGCCUCGACGUUCUGUUGUUGUUGUUGUUGUUGACCGAGCUGCAUGGUCUUCAGGUUGUUACUUGAUGGCCUCUGAAGAGGAGUACGUCGUGGACGACGUAACGACGCUGCCACCAACUGUUGUCCUUGGAUGCAGGACGUUGUAAUCCUGGUGCUUUAUGUUGUGUCUGGGGCCGUUUGGGCAUUGAGAACGAGAUGACCAUCCUACACCUUCUACGCAAUGUCACCAGGGUUCAUCUGGAGAGUCAUUUUGCCCAACAGCUUUGCCAGGCAAGAGCUCUGACUGGUGCAGAAGCAGUCAAUGCCCUGAGACCCUUCUAUUUUGCUGUCCAUCCAGACUUUUUUGGCCAAUAUCCAGAAGAGCGGGAAGUGAAUGAGAACUCACUCAAGAGAUUAAAUGGUUACUUGGAGAGUCUCCAAAAGCCAGGACGCCGAUCACUAAAGCCAUUGCCUCUUACUUUUUAUGUCCGGGAUGCAGCAGACAGAGGUUUCAGAACAGUCAACUUCACAUUAGAGACCACUGACAUUCAGAGCACAGUGUUGGUUGUCCUGAAAUCCUGCAGUUUGUCCACUGAUCACAUUCAUCCUGGUGACACGCAGCAGCAGAACAAAUUGGCAACUUCAGUUCCUUUCUACAGACCGAUCAGAUGGGAUAAGACCUAUUAUGCUUUUACUGGAUACAAAGAUCCAGAAGAAGAGCUGGAACUGGCUAAGAAAGUGGAGCCCAAGCUCGGAUUAUGGUUAAUCAGAAAUGAAGCCCGAGCAACAAAGAAGCAGAAGGAAAGCCUGUCCCUUCGAUCGGAACUUAAAAGACUAAAGAAGGACCUCUGCCAUCACCUUGGACUUUCUGAUAUCAGGUGGCAGCGGAGCUGGGCACUUGCCCACAAAUGUAGCCAGUUGCACAGUUUGAGUCGUCUCUCACAGCAGAAUCCUGAAGCUGUUAAGGGCCUGCAAGGACACACUGUAAUAUUUACUGAUCAAUCAGGAAUAAAUGCUGCUGGACAUGUCAUGUUGGGAACAACGGAUGUACACCACCAGUGGGCCAAAAUGUUGGAGAAGCUACCAAAUUAUUCAAAACUCUUGGUCGAGGCCUCCAAUCUAGAGGAACGCAUAAGCCAUCUUCUAGGAGGGAUGCAGGUGAUUUACAUCGAGAAGCUACAACCGUUGUUGAUGCUAGAAGAAUAUUACAGUAUGCUGAGUGCGUUCUACAAGCGACUCUUGACAAAAAGAAUCCCCUUUCAUCCACGAAGCUUAGAAGGGCUGCAGAUGACCUUAGAGAAUGACUGUUCCAGACCAAGGCUAGAUGACCUGGGCCAUUUUAACAUACCUAUCAUCUUUGACCCUUCAACUCUCCAUUGGUUUGUUCAGACAAAUGCACAAGAGGCAAGACAGCGAAUAAAAAGGAAAGAAGAAUUAGAAGCAGAAGAAAAUGCUCUUGUUCUGAUCUGCGCUGAGAGGCUGUCCCUCAAGAGACUGUAUAAGGAGUCCAGCAUUUCCAAUUCACAGAUGAUACCGUGUUGUCAGCGACUGAUAGAGGAGGGCUUUCCACUCCUUCAAGGGAUGUAUCUCUGCGUGUCACACUUCUAUUCGGUUCUGCAAGACGGAGACAUGUGUAUUCCUUGGGACUGGAAGAAAUGAGCAGGGAAAUUUAAACAAAGCCGCAAAACAGGCCCAGAGGAGUACUGGUGAAGCAAUCUGAAAAAUGGAUGGUGUGACCUGUGGUUGUUUUUCUGCAUAACACACUGGAAUUGAUUGUUUGAGUUUGAGAAAGACUUGACUGAGGCGAAUGGUUAUCAUGUGUAAGGAUUCUGUUCACUUUAGGGUUUCCCAUUUCCCCCUGAACCCCAUGUAUGUAUGAAAUCCUCGCUCUUUGUUUAGCAUUUCACACAGUUUCGUUUAGCAGUCGUGUUGUAUGAACUCCCAUAAAUGUGUUGACUCUCCUUGGGCUUGAUCUGCUUCACUUUUAGAGUUAUUCGGGUAUUUUACUUGAAGAGCAUGAUGAGGCUUGCAGCUUUAGUAUCACCCUUUGUUACAUUUACAAAAUAACGGCACAGCUUGUCAUCUGUUUGGAAACUGAAAAAGGACCGCAUGACCCCCAUUCAUUUGAAAUACUUUGGGAUCCUAAAUGAAUUGAUGAUCUCAUUUAUUUAAUCAGAAUUGCAGGCGGACUCCAAAAUGCACACGGACAGAGAUUAAUUGUAGGAAAGUUCUUUAAAUACACUUUUGGGGUACAACCGUGAUCAAUGGUUUAUUUGAAUUCAAGCAAAUCACAGUUCCAAAGAUACUCUCUGUUUGAUCGCAUUGUUUGCUUUAUUACAAUGGAGUUGCACUGCGGUGGGCUGGCGCCCUGCCCGGGGUUUGUUUCCUGCCUUGCGCCCUGUGUUGGCUGGGAUUGGCUCCAGCAGACCCCCGUGACCCUGUAGUUGGGGUAUAGCGGGUUGUAUAAUGGAUGGAUGGAUGGAUGGACAGUGGAGUUACAUGUUUGUGGUCAGUGCUUUAAAAGGAGUCCUUAAAUCACAACGCUGGAGGCUUUAAAGGUUUGUGAUCAGUGGCUUAGUUAACUUAAGAAAAGCCUUACUUGUAAUAAUAAAAAUCCUUUUGAUUCUACAAUUUUAUGAAUUUUCAGAAAGUUUACAAAGUUAUGUUGAUGAAAGUAUGCAAGUCUAUCUUGACAGAUUCUGGCUGCAGAUCUCCUUUCCACAAAGGGUUGAGCUGCAAAACCUACUAACAAAAAAAGAAGUGGCAUUUAAGGCCUGUGACUUCCCAACAGGUGGUGGACCUUCCACUCCUGUAAUACUUCCACCUUCAGCCACACGACACUGUGAUGUCAUUCCAGGGACCUGUGGAUGGAGGUGGACGUGAUGUUCGGAUUGGAAGGUCCACCAUCUGUUGGAUGCUCGGUGCCCUCAAGUGCCAUUCCUUUAUUUUUUUUUUUUUUUUUGUUAGUAGGUUUCAUGGCUCGACACUUUGUGGAAAGGAGGUCUGCAGCCACGUCCCUCUCAAGUCUGGAGGUGAAUGUUCUCAGGAUUAGUUAUUGUGUAAAUGAUGUGUCGGGCUGCAACAUGCAUUGUGGUAGGGAGACGUUCAUAUUGCCUCAUUUGCAGCCUUACAGACGACUUUGUUUUAUUUAUUUUGCCCGCUCCAAUUUGUUUUUGUUGGUUUUUAUUUAUGCCCAGUGACCACCAUGCCCCUCUUUAUUCUUACUGGCACCUUUCUCCCUGUGUCUUGUCUUGUGGAGUGGCACAACAGGAUAGUUAGCGAUGGCUGCAUACCCACCAAUCAUCGUUUUUAAUCAUUUAGUGGCUCUUUUUCACUGUAUGGCAUUUCUAUCAAUUCAUUCUGUAUAUUUUGAUAGCCUCAUCUUUUUAAAGAAUAAUGUUUGAGAACUUACGGUGUUGCGUCAUGAACAUUUUAUUUUUUAUCUUCUGUGUACAGAAGACAAAAUCAGAAGCCGUAGGGAGAAAGAAAACCAUCGCAUUUGUGGCACAGAAAAGUCAAAUAACCAUCACCAAGGUCACUGAGUUUUUGAAAGAAUUAAUGGAUUCCGCAAACCACCUUUAUCGGGAAUAGAGAGUGUGAGCGAGUUGUGGAGAAAAUGAGUCAUAAGUACAAUUUGCCUUGAAAUUAUAAUUAUUUUCAUAAAGUAUGUUCAUUGUUUAUUUUCUUAAAUUCUAGAGUGGAAUUUGUUGAAUGUUAAAACGUUCUUAAUUUAUUUUGUGUUGUAUUGAUGUGAUGUUAUAAUUAAAUAUACUUUUCAAACUUU